UUCAGGGAGCUGUUGAGUUUGGCGAGCGCCCGGAGAGGCAGUCAAACACAACCGCAAUCGGAGCUCCAUCUUCCGGGGAUAUACACUUACAAACAAAUGAACAGAAAAGCACCAUAGAAAAAAAAACAUGCGGCUUCAACUCCGAGCACAUCUCCCAAAAGGCCAGUGAGUGUCUACCAAGUCACCCACCCCGUCUCUUCGGAGGAUUCCCCCCUCCCCCGCCCGCCGACCCGCACCGACCAGGCAAUGACAGCGGCCUCGGCAACCCCGCAGCAGAUGAGAGACCGGCUGCUGCAGGCCAUCGAUAGCCACAGCAAUAUCCGCAACAUGGUGGCUGUCUUAGAGGUGAUUUCCAGCUUGGAAAAGUACCCCAUCACCAAAGAAGCACUGGAGGAAACGCGAUUGGGGAAGCUGAUUAAUGACGUGAGGAAGAAGACGAAGGAUGAAGACCUUGCCAAACGUGCCAAGAAGCUUCUGCGGAACUGGCAGAAGCUCAUCGAGCCGGGUCAGCCUGAGGCCACGCCCAGGGGGGCGGGGGGAGCUCUGGGCUCAGCCAAUGGCGGCGCUCACCCGUGCCGGGCGGACGCCACCCCCCCUGCGCUCUCCCCGGCGGGAAAGCCGGCCCCCGAGCUGAAGAGCAGGAACGACGUGCACAACACCUACUCGCCCAAGGCGGAGAAAUCGAGCAGCCGCAAGCGCAAGGGCGAGGCACGGGACACCGGCGUGCCACCCAAAAUCCCCAAAACCGCCGCCUACGAGCACACGCACAACUCCACCCCUCCGCCCACCAACGGCAUCGGGGGCAGUCCGGAGACGCCCCCCGUGCCGCCGGAGGCGGACGGCUUCCUGCCGCCGGAGCGGGGCCGGCCGGAGCACCUGGAGAACGACAAGCACGGCAGGAUCCCCAUCAACGCAGUGCGGCCGCACCCCAGCUCCCCCGGGCUCCGCCCGCCCUCCACGUCCUCCCUGCUAAAGACUGCCGUCCUGCAGCAGCACGCCAAAAUGGAGGAGGCGGGGGGAGGGGGGCCGUACCAGCCCCGGAGCCCCCGCUGUGCCUCCUUCAGCCCCCGCAGCAGCAAGCCAGAGGCGGCGGCCAGGUCUCCCACCAGCUACGCGCCCAAAGGGACUCUGCCGAGCCCGUGCGCAAGCUCGCGGCUGGCAGACGGCUCCACCCGCGUUCCCUCGCCCUCCGCGUCGCCGGGGCGGGACGGGCACGGAGACUCCGCCCCCCAGCACAGCGCUGGCACGCCACCUGCCCCGCCCCUGCACCAGGGCUCCCCGCACGCAUCGGAGUGCGCAGAGGCGCUCGGGCGGGGCCUGCCCUCCGAGGCCAGGCCGGAGAGCGACGGUGCCACCUCUGGCUCGGAGGGCAAGAGGCGGAAGAAAAAGUACCGGCCCAGGGACUACACGGUGAACCUGGGCGGCCAGGCGGUGGAGGAGAGGACCAAACCGGUGCGCUUAAAAGAGCGCAGGCUGACCUUUGACCCCGUGACGGGGCAGAUCAAGCCCCUCACUCACAAGGAGUCGUACCAGGAGGAGGAGCCUCCUGGGCCGGUGCUGCCGGAGCCUCGGACAGAGCCCCCGCCCGGAGCCCCCCUCCCCAGCCCCUUCCAGCAGACCAACUGGAAGGAGCUCUCCAGGAACGAGAUCAUCCAGUUCUACCUGAACCUGCAGAGCAACGUGCUCACCUCGUCGGGGGCGCAGACCCCCGGCGCGCACUUUUUCAUGACCGAGUACCUGAAACGGGAGGAGCACAACAUCAAAGAGGCCAGAAAGACGCACGUUCUGGUCCCGGACAGCUCUGGGGCGGACCUGCCGGGCGUCAGCCGUGAGCUGACGCCCGACGACCUCCACAGGAUAAGUAAUGAGCACUGGGCGGGCGUCAACGGCUGCUAUGACACCAAGGGCAACUGGUACGACUGGACGCAGUGCAUAUCCUUAGACCCUCAUGGGGACGAGAGCAAACUCAGUAUCCUGCCGUACGUCUGCCUGGACUGACGACCCGCUCAACCUUCCCGCUUUCCUCUCCGCUGAAGGAGGAGCAGGUUUGUGGGCGGGGCCCAGCAUGGAGGAGAGGGCGGGGCUGCUGAUGCUCUCCCCGUCACCCCCCCAGUGAGGGGGGGGGGCCUCUUUCUUCCAGGGGCCGGAGGGGCUGAUCUGUUGAAUUCUUCCAGCUAAAUUAUCGUAGGAAAGAGAGGGCCCUGUGUGGAGAGCCAUUCCCAGCCAGGGAGCGCAGGGCUGGGAUGAGGGCUACCUGGCCCCCCCACGGCCAGUGGCCAGGCGUAUCCGUGGAGAUGCUGAAAGGUUAAAUGUUAAAGCACGGUCCGCCGCAGGUAAGGGUUGACCUUGUCCAGAACGUGAAAGACGAGAUCUCGCGUGGCCGUUACAAACAGCUUUACAUGGCACAAAAAAUAAAUAAAAUUUCCUUCUCAUGUAUGCAUCUUAUUUAUUUGACUUUAUUUUUCUUUGUUUUGGAAAUUUACAAAAACAAGACGUGCAAAAACUGUAGAGCUGUUGUUUGCAUCACACUUUCUGUUUGAAGAGGCAUACCCAUGUUUUGCACAUGUUCUUUCUCACAAUCAAUGGGUUGGCUAAUGUGGUAGCUCCCAGCAUUCCACGCUGCAUCCCACCACCCCUGACCUUUCACCUUUCAACUUUCUCAUGACCUUCCUCAUGUGAUGCCAUGCAUCUCCACACCAAAUUCUCACUACUCUCAAAAUGAGAAUCUGCAAAAAGAGUCUAUUUUUAAACACAAAAGAACAUGUAUUUUUUAAAUCUGCCUUUUUUCCUUCUGAUUGGUAGAUACUGUAUGAUGAAAGGUUCUUCCUUCUCUGCCCGUUUCCCCUUCCUUCCUGGCCAGGAAAACAGGACAAACGAAUGAAAUGGUUCAAAAUGGCCGAACAGAGGGUGCUACUACAUUGCAACUAUUGUACUGUGAGAACAAGAAAACUAAAAAGUUUGUAUGCUGGAAUUAUACUUGUUACCAUUCCUUUAGAUAUUGUUUGCCUUAUGGAAAUCCAUCACGACACAAUUUUUUUGUUGCAAAAUUAAAAAGAGCCUUAGUGAAUGUACAGGAAUUAGACUUCUGUGUCCAGUUGGUCCAGAAGGGAAUAACUUUGCUAUUUGGUCCUUUUUACAUG
This is a messenger RNA of Megalops cyprinoides (Indo-Pacific tarpon), 3140 nucleotides long. It is a transcript of the gene crsp7, whose product is annotated as cofactor required for Sp1 transcriptional activation, subunit 7. The coding region runs from base 247 to 1998 and encodes 583 amino acids. The transcript is spliced from 3 exons. The record is from RefSeq and is a predicted model, not a curated record. Lineage: Eukaryota; Metazoa; Chordata; Actinopteri; Elopiformes; Megalopidae. Gene Ontology annotation, cellular component: core mediator complex; mediator complex; nucleus. Gene Ontology annotation, molecular function: transcription coregulator activity. Gene Ontology annotation, biological process: positive regulation of gene expression; regulation of transcription by RNA polymerase II.